Molecule: messenger RNA, 483 nt
Organism: Cylicocyclus nassatus
Lineage: Eukaryota; Metazoa; Nematoda; Chromadorea; Rhabditida; Strongylidae
Source: the annotation of a GenBank genome assembly
AUGGAACAAAGUGCAUCUUUUCAUCAAAUGCUUCUUGCUAAUUCCGAUUCGUUACAGAUACCGGAUGAAGUUGUGCAGGCAAUUAGAUGUGUGUUAGUCGUUCCUGCAAGUAAUGCAGAUCCAAAACCCGCUGCGAACAGACUCACAAAAGAUGAAAGAAGCAAUCCGGCAACAAGUACCCUCGAUUCAUUGAUGACAAUACAAAGGGAUGAUCCCAGCAUUUUGACUGUCAAAAAUCAACAGCUAGCCGCGCAAUGGCUGCAUCCUCGUCCAGACCUAAAUCUACAUACAGGACGACCUUCUACGUUUGGAAGAGAAGGCAGUCUCAUGAAAGAUAAAAACAGCUCUUGCAAGUGGGGAUGUCAACGUUUGAUUGUUAAACAUACUGUACACUACAUGACUAUGCACGGGCUGAGAACUCGCCAUGAAGUCAAGGAAAUCAGUCUUCUGAUUGACUUCAGAACGAGGAGGAGGCCAAACUAG